AUGUUAGAAGUAGAGGAUUUUUCAGAGCGUGGAGAUGCUCCGGCUUUGGCAAUCAUUCAGGACAAUGCCAGAAAGAAAGCCAUAAGGCAAGUUGUUGAAACCCAAGAAGAACUCACUCGAAUUCACGAACGGGUUACAAGGGUAAGUAUUGGUACAUCAACAUUGAGGUCCUAUUUAAGACCUUCAUAGAUUUUCUUUUCUUUGUUCUUACGGCUUCAUUUUCAUCUAUAGACUAUAGACGCGUACGAGCUGAGCGAAAAAUUGUCCGGACAUCAACUCGAUGAGAAAGAAGUCGAACGUAUUGCCGAAGAUUUCAUCCGAGAACAAGCGACUUUGGAAUUUGUGGAUGAUAUGGUGGGCAAAAUGUUUUUACGAAUAAUUGUCAAACUGCAAAGCACAACCGGUUUUUAAUCUUUGAUUAUAGACGUGACUCGAGCAGUAAGCUGGGCUUCAAUACGACGCCGUCAUUUUGUUUUCUUCCUAUCUCACCCCAAGGGAAUCAAGAGGCGUCCAUGUAAUUGCUUUGCCUUUUUCGCCUUGCCCUCUCUUUGUCUCUUGAUUUUUGUUCGUGACAUGAGUACACGUACUUUUCAAUUCGUGAAGCAGUAUAAAGGAGAGAUUAAGACAAAAGCGACUUGUUCUCAAGCGUAUACUGAAGUCUUUUUCUUAUCUGAGUUUAUAUCCACAGUCUAAUCUGUGGGAUCCAUGAAAAUUAAUUUUGCUCACAUGAGCAUGAUUUAUCAGAGUUGGUCCAAGAGUAUUCGAAGGGCAACUAACUUGCUGCUAUAUUUUUAUCAAUUUUGUUCAUUCUGGCGUAAAUAAUAAUUACCGUCUUCUUGAAAUUAUUAUUUCAUCGUAUUGUCGAUUUUAAAAACCAUGGCCGCUCGGUGUUUCAAUGGAAAUGAAAAACUCCUGCCUUGAGAAACUUGUGCAAUACAUAUUAAGAAUCAUUAUCACAGCUGACCUUACUGUGAUAACUCUGUCUAGUUGAAAACUGUCACUGAAAUAAUAACAGAUACUGAAAUGCAACACUGCAUGCGAUAAAUUAAAUGCUCCACAAACCAUGUAACACUUGCAAGACAGUUCCUUUCCAUUUCUGAUCCCAAAAUCUAAUACAUUCUUCAGCAAUGCAAAUUUAAAUUUUGAUGGCAUGUUAAGGCGACCGCUUUGUUCUACUGGAGAAGGCUUGUGGCUACCAGAUCUGGGAAGGGAAUCAGAGAAAUAAGCCUGUCCUUUUGUGAUGCAACUUCCUACUUUGACAAAUGCAUUGAUUAUCACCUGUUUUUCCUAGACUCAGCUGCUCAUUAUCUUAUCAGACCCAGUAGCUAAACGAAAGGUAAGAUUCAUUUUUGAUGAAUGAGAUUAAACACUUGUGAGUGUAGUGAGGGGCCUUUUCAGACUGGUUGGUAUGAGACAACUGGAAGCUUAAUUUAGGGAUUGGAUUGAAAUGUGCUUCCUUAUGAAAUUUACCCUGUGGGCUAGUGAGUGAGAACAACCAUUUUUUGUCAUGAGAAUUCUACUUACCUCUCUGGGAGGCCUUGUAGCAUAUUGGUUAAUACAUGUCUGCACCAAAAAUAACAAAGUCAGCAUUUAGGAUCUGGUUUGUAGUGAGGAAUACCAUUGAUUAUGCAAGUUCCACUCUCUGAUUCAUGGUACUGAAAUGGAGACAAGCUCUGAUGGGAUACUGACUUUCCAGCUUAUAAACUGACUAGUUCUGUGACCUUGAAAACAAUGAAAAGUUAUCUACUUCUUAUAAACCAAGUGGGAGGACUGUACUGGGAAACAUUGGCCCAAGGUCAUUUUUGUACAAGGGUCAAUAUUCUCCAGUAUGGCUAGAGCAAUUAAGGUCAGUAGGUUGUUAAUUAUAUAUACAGCACUUGGACCAGACUUGUAUAUUUUGAAUUUGCUGGCUUUUGCAAACAAAAUGAUAUGGCUCAUGAGCAUUCCUUUGGAAAUGGUCUGUAUGAUAAAAAUCCCAACCGAGUAUUAGAACUAAUCAGAUUGCUUAGAUUUAUCUCAAGACUACCUUGCCCUAUAAAGAAAUACAUUCAUUUUUUUCAUAGUUUUGCAAUGUAACUCAUGAAAAUGAAAAAAAAUAUACCUUAUAUCUAACAUAUACCUUAUAUCUACCUUAGUAUCAACAGCAAGUUGCAGUUUUUAUUGUUGGAUUUGAAAAUCUGUGUGGACGCAGAGCCAGGGUAAGUCCUUACUCUUUGGUAUUGAAGUUUAACUUGUGAAAUUUGAAUGUAAGGAUUCCUUGAUGAACUGCUGAAUAUUUGUAUCGGCAAUACUUUUUAGGCAAGUGACCAAAUGAUAGAAAGAUCUAUUUUCUUUUUCAGCUUUUGGCCCAGCUACAAGAGGUAAGUGUAUACACUGCUCUAUUUUGUUUAUUAGAGGAAUCCAGAUAUUGGUUUUGACGUAAGCAUUGUCAAAAACAGGAAGUUUCAUUUUGCAGUUUUUGAUGUCCGUAAGAUUGUUUUGUUUGAUGGGGUAAAUUUUUGAUGCUGUACUGUGCAGUAAAAUACUCUUUUAAUGCAACAUGAUGAAUCUGAUUUGGGUUAACUUUUGUUGGCUGCAAGCAAACUCACAUGAGCAAAUUGUGUGGGUCUUAUGACUGAUAUAGUAGGCUAUAAACCAGGAAUUCCCUUCUCAUAAAAGUCAAGUGAUGGAAAUUUUUUCUCUUACCUGUGAGUGUAAUUGCAUUUAUCUAAACUUUCUUUGGUUUUUUUUUAUAGUUUUUUUCACAGAAUGGUAGAAAUGAAGAUCAAUUUGACAUAGAACCUCCAGACUUUGACAUUGAAGAUGUUGGUGCACAAGUCAGGUAAACACACACAAUAAAAUGAAGAAAAUUUGUCAUCAAAAGCUAUAAGUUUUAAUAAAUAGACCAGAUUGAACCCAGUAUAUAACUAAUGAAGAAGACCAAGUAUGCAUGAACUGUAUUUAAUUUCUUGUUCAAAGGAUUGGUUUAGGGCCAUGUAGUGGCCAAGGACAUCAUCAGGCAAAACAAAGAUAUUCUUACAGUGCCUCUUUCUCCCUGAAGGAGUAUAAAUGGGUGCUGGAAAACUGUGAGAGGAACUCUCACAAUGCAUUGUGCAUUGGACCAGCAACACCAUUUAGGGAAAGUGGUAUUACUCCAGUAGUCAAUAUCGCUCUGAAAACUAGGAGAGGUCUUUGUGGCAUUUGCUACUUGGCUGAAGAAUAGAUUUUACCUAUGAUUGAUGCACAUGUCACUACAUUUUGUUGGUCAAGCCAAAUUACCAUAGUCAUCAAGCCAAUCAAAAUAUUUUGAUGUUAUCAUCUAAUAAAUUAAUACAGUUUUGAAUUACAAGGGGUCUUUUUCCUUCAAUUUUUUCAGAGAUGCCCUGGACAAAGCAGAAAAAGCAACUGAGAGACUGGCUACAGUCUCAAAAGAUGUUAUCAAAGCUUUAGAAAUAGCAAAUCCAAAAGAAACCAAAAAGUAAGUUUUAAGAACAUGUUUCAAACCCAAUCUGAUUAACUUUAUGUUGCAAGUUAGGUCCACAUACCAAUAAAUGAAUAUUAUGCAAAAUAAAAUAUAUGAAUUAAUGAAUAGACAAAUAAUUAGAAAUAUGAAUAAUUAGACACAUAAAUACAGACUUUACAUUUACAAUACUUCUUGUCAAGACUAGCUUUAAUUUACAAUCUUGUUUUGAUGCAGCAGGACUAUAGUGGCCUAAGAGGUUGCUUGCUUUAGCCCUAUUAAAUUUUUUUUACCAUGCUUGAACAAAUUACAGGAUUUCUGCUAUCACUGCAAGCUGAAGUAGAACUUGAUUUUAUUUCUAGAAACAUUUUAACCAAAAAAAAAUUACUUUGCUCGUUUAUUUCUCAAUGGGUGAAGAUCACAUCUGGCAUUUUAUCUUGCAGUUUUCGUUGCUUUCAUGUUGUGCAAAUGUAUAUGAGCCAUUAGUUUCCAGAAGAAUUCUUUAAGAAUUAAGUUAUUAUUUGAUAGCGAGGGCAGAGGUGAGAAAUAGGAAACUAUACUGACCAGUGAAACUAGAGACUGCCGUUUUUAUGAGGAUCAAGCAACACACUUGACCUUAAUUACAUAUAAAUUGGCUCUAGCUACUUAUAGAGUUGACUAUAAUUGAAUUUCAUACUUUGACAUACAGUAUAAACUAACCUUACUUUGCCCAAUUCAUUAACCUUCAUUGAAACUAGUAAUUUAACAAACAUUAUUCAUCAGAUACUUACUAAAAUCACCUUCUCUGUAUCAUGACCCUUCCUUUGUGUCAACCAAAAAAAACCAUUCACAGACCAAAGAAAGAUAUGUGGCUGUUAUGAAAAAUGCCAAGUUUUUAGUUACACUUCUUAAGAAUAAAAAUCAUGUUUGUUUACUUUCGCUCACUCCAAAGGAAAAUCAAGAUUAAGUGUCAUUCAAAAGAAAAGCUUUUCUUUGUGACAACUCAGUUAGAUCAUGAAAAGUAUUCAUUCACUGUUGUUAUUAAAAUUAGGCCAUGGUAAUCUUUAAACAUUAAUUAGUUUUGAGUCAUUCAACUGUUUGGUAUGCAUUGGAUCAAUGCUCAUUAAUUGGUUUCAUUGUGAGAAUCUCAAGAGAACACAUGAUCCUCUAUUGUUUUGAUGCUAAUGAAGACACAGUUGCUAGGCAUUUUCAAGAAGAGUCUUCAGAUUUCUGUUAAACAAAAUCCCUGAAGCAAUAGGUCAACACAUGAGACACACAAACUGUCUUUGUGGUUUUGGGUUGCAUUGUAAAGUGAACACUCCAUUUGGAAGAAGGGAAAGUCAAUUUAUUUGAAAUUUGAUGAAUUAUAGAUCCAUCCGAUGAUGGUUAGUGUGUUAGUGUUAACAUUGGGGAUUUUUAAGUAGUGAGAUCUAGUUGAGUUAUCACUUCACAUUUUUGUUUAUCUGCUAAUUAACAAUAAGUAUCGUGUUUUAUCAAGCUGGGUAUGAAUAUACACUCUGAUGUGCACUGUGUGUUGAUAGAAAGUACCAAUUUGGGGUGUAAAGGCAGUGUAAUCUUUGCUAUAUUGUUACUUAAGUUGUAGUUUUGAAAAUUGAAAAAUGAACCAGCUAAGUCUUGUCAUGGUUUAGUGUUUGUUAGUGUUAAUCCUUUGCUGUGAAAUGUAUAUUCUAAUUCAUUCUGUUCCCUCAGAGCCAGUGAUAAGAAUCAAUGUCAGUAAAGUUCAAUUAAUAAAAGCAACACUUUUGCUUUGUGAUUUCUUUAUUCUUCACGGGUGAGAUCUAAAUUAUGACGAAGAGUAUAAUGAUUGUGCGCUUCACGAAGUGAGUUGCAUGUUAUUUAUCAUGUUCUGAUUAUGACAGAUGAAUUCGUUUUAGGUUGAUUAAAACAGUCUCUGCUAAAAUUAAACUGGUUUUGUUUUGAUUUGUUUUUUACUACCCAGGGGAAAAAAGAAACUUGAGCGAGCUCUUCAGCAGGCACAGCAAGAUAUUUUGUCACUGACUGAAAAACUGAUCAGAGUACAAAAUGGUAAGUUGAGCAUGUGAAGCAACCAUCAGUGACAAUUAUUCCAGACAUCAUUGAUCUAUUAUUAUUUAUUGAAAAUUAUUAUUCUUAGUUGUCAUGUCCAAAACACCUCAACGUUAAUUCAGCAACACCAUCUUUUUAGACAUAUUUGUUGUUUUUUAAUAAGUGGGAUGUACACAAUUUCAUCACAGAAUUGUCCGUCUUUGAUAAUUCACCUGGAAUCAUCUGUUUCUGAAGUCGCUCUGUGGAUACAUGUACAAAUACAGAACUGUAUGUUCCCUGGCCAUACAAAGACUAGGAAGCUAUAAAUUAAACAGUUUUAAAGACCCAUGUGAUUACCCAGAGUCAAUGUCACAACUAUACAAACAAUGAGAAAUUACUGAUAACAACUUCUGGGCUAGUUGUAUGUGAUGCUGGCAAUUGCUGUGACUGGUUUGCCUGUUUUCUUGCAGAGUUCAGUUUGUGACAUGUAGUGAAUUAGUUUUUUUUUUGUACUAAGAAUUUUUAUGGAAUAAAUUUGUUGUAGAUCUUGAAGAAAGUGAAGGCAAGAUGUCCCAAAUGUACAAGUCUAUGGAGAUGAAACAAGUGGAAAUUGAAAGGUAUAAUUUAUAGUCCCUCCCAUACCUUUGAUUGCCGUAGUAUUUGGUGAUGUUUCAAAUUACUAUACAUCAUGUAUUAAGACGCUAAGUAAAAUUGACAGUUGGGUAAGUUACAUUUUACAUCUCUUUAUAGGCUUAAGGUUCAAGGGGAGAAUGCAAAGGUAAGCCUGGUUCUUUUGUUGCCUACAAUCAAGUUUUCAGGGAGAGGAGAAUAAUUUAGUAUUUUAAGAAUUGAGCAUAUUUAUUUCCAGCACUUUAGGAAAAUCUGCAAAUAACAAAAUCUUGCUCAUUUUUAAUGAUAUUGCAGAAAGCUAAUGAAACAAUCAAAGAGUUGAAAGUAGAGCUUACUGUCAAAGAUACAGACCUUCAAAGAGCCAACAAGGUGAUAACAUUUUAAAUAAAAUAAUCUAUAAAUUACCACUGAGGCACAUGGGUAAAUAUAAGAGUAAAACUUUGAUUUGGUUUCAUCUGUUCUUCAGAGUCUUAAGAUCAAUGCAUAUUGUGAACUAGUCUUGCUGUGAUGCAAUUCGCUGCUAAUUUAUGUUUCCUGUCUCCCUUUUGGUGAUUUAUGUAGCUUAUUAGUUACCAAUACAACCCUUAAUUUUGCAGUAUUUAACCUAAGAUUGCAAAGAUUGCAGCUGUUGUGUUAUUUUUCUUUAAUUACUUGAAUUUAUUAGUCCCUUUCUUGAAGGAUAAAUUUAUAUACACAAUUUCUAGUUAAUUUGAUUUUCAAGUGUAUUACUUUUUCUAGACGAUUCAAGAACUUGAGCUAAAUCUAGCUCAUUUAGAGGAUAAGCAAGAGAGAGAUUUUGAGAGAAACAAAAAAAUGAAAGAGGAAAACCAGGUAAAGCCACAAUAUGCCAAAGGAUUUUCCUCCAAACCAUUUUCUAGUUAAAAAAUUAUUAUACUUAGAUCUACAUUGACAGGAAUUCUAAUUUUAUACAGACAUGCAGCUCCCUUUUUUUCCCAAACUGAGUACUUUUAAUAAUUCUCUGUAUGAUUCCCAUCUCUUUUAGCUAACAUAGCUAACCACAGGCCAUCAUACUAGUGAGUCAUUGCCUAGUUACCAUGGCUUUGGGGAGACCUUUGAAUUCCUUGCAAGAUGUACAUUGUGAUUUAUGCAUUUGAUAUAAUUUAGUACAAGCCAGCUUUCUUUUCGUUUAACAGGUUCUUUUCAAUAAAAAAAGUCUUGAUUUGUGCCAUGGCACUAUGUGAAAAGAGCAGUUUCAGUAAAUGUUUGUCCUUUUGCAAUAUUCCCACAGGCACAAGAAUAGCUCUAAAGUUAACCUAAAAAACAUUGUAUGUGGGUGCACUUUUAUUACCUUUAGGGUGACAAUCAUGUUUUCUUAAUUUUUACUUUGCAGAAAUCUAAGGAUACAUAUGAAGAAAAAAUUCGUGAUCAGCAGCAGUAUAUAGCAGAUCUGAGAUCAGGUGAACUCUGAUUAGAAUUAUUGUAAUUGAUAUUUACAGUUUUAAUUUCAUAAUGUGUACUUAAAAAGGUAAACGAUGAUUAGUCUUCCACUUUCCCUGGCUAUCAUGCUAUGAUACACCAGGGAAAAAAAGAUGCAAUGAGGUGUCCUUUGAUGAUAAUUUUUAUAAAUCAAUCAAUCAAUAAAUCAGUCAAUCAGUCAGUCAACAAUUAAACAAUCAUUGCUAAUGUUGAUGUGUACUGCUUUAGAAUUGAAGCAACAUUAUGACGAACAGGUCAAGGAAUUAGUGGGUGGCCAUCAGAGAGAACUGAGCCAAAUUCGGAGCGAUCACAAGGUUGAGCUGGAUAGGAUGCAAAAGGCACUUGAUGUUGUAAGUUACCAACAUUUUAGAUUAUUGUUUUCUACAAAUCAUCCUCAAUUUGAUGCACAUUUCUUUGUUUUUCCAUCUCUUUCAAUGAUAAGUUUAAUGAAGACUUUCUGGGUGAGAGUAGCAUUAAAAUAAGUUGGGAAUUUACCAUAAAUUUUGCAACCAAAUGCAAAAUUGCAAUUGUUUGACCAUUUGCAUCCACACUGCAUGUACAAAGUACAUGUCUGUGCAUCAGCCUCCAGCCUCCAGCCUCCACCAAGUAAGAGAAGUUUUCUAGGAAACUUUUACUGCUGAUAGAUAUGAACACAACCUGAGUAAUAGCCAUUUUCAGAGUCCAAUGAAGACAGAAACUCCUGUGAUUUUAUGGGCUUUUCAAUAUACCCUCCCCUUAUUUUGAAAUAAGUUCUUUAUUCAUCUUGAUGAUAAAAUAGAGAUCAAACAGUAACAGAGGCUGUAAACUCUCUUGGCAGGCAAGAAGAAAAAGUGAAGAGCUUAAAACUGAGUUGUCAGAUUCCAGCAAGCGCAACUCAAUAGCAGCUGACUCUGGAAGCAAACGAAGUAGUCUGUUUUCACCAGAGAGUGAUGGUGGAGAAUCUCCUCGAAAACUAUCAAUGAAGUCUUCAGCACAGGCUGUUAGAUUCUUGAACAAGGGAAAACAGAGUUUGGUGAGGACUUGCAUCUAUGCAUGAUACAAUGUAAUUAAAAAAUGAUUAGAUGUUAUUUUUGUCAUGUGGCGGGCUGAUCAUACUAUAUUAUUUAUAUAUGCUAGGUAGCUUGGUUUUACAUACCUGCAAUUGCUUGCAUAUACUUUUGCUGGUAUAUUUGUGCUUUUGGCAAACUGAUUCAAGGGGAGCUUGAGUCCCUUGUGUCUACUUAAUGCAUGUUUUACAGUUUGUAUUUGAGUUGAAAAAGUAUCAAAACUUUACUAUUUUGUGCACCAAUUACCUUCUUGUCACAAUGCAGUUUAAUGUGUAUGCUUUGUGGAGUUGUUAUAAGAGGCAUUGGUCUGUUAUCUCCUGUUAAUUGCCAUGCAUGAUAUAUGCACAUUGCCCAAUAUUGGAUCAGUUUUUUGAUGAAUGAUUAAUUAUUUUAUAUGAUGUAGUUUCAAAAAAAUUGCAAGAUAUUGCUACUUUUCUCUGCAUGGGACAAAAAAGAAUUUCUGAGUUCAGCUUGAGGUAUAAAAUUCUAAGCCAGUUCUAAUUUUACAAUUGUUGCUGUACUGCCGUUAAGAAUGUGUUGAAGUAAAAGGUUUUUACCUUUAUUUAUUCAGAGUGAUGGAGGAUCAGCUUCAGACCAAAGUGACAGUUCUUUAACACCAAUAAACAAGUCAACAACACCAACCCAAACAUCACCGUCUGUGGAGAUUACUCAAGAGAAGGCUGGUGAAAGCCCUUCACGAAAAUCUUCUCUUUCCCGCCAAGAAUCAAAAACUGACAGCAAAAAGAGCAGUGCUAAAGAGAAGAAUUCUGCAGGAACACCAGAAAAACAGUUGAAAUCAAAAUCCCCUGAUAAAACACCAGCUGCUGUUGAACCCUUUGAGAAAACAGAAACAGCAGAUGAAAAUUCUGAAGUGAAACGAACUGCUACAGCAGAGACAACAAAUAGUCAAGGUAAUCAAUUAAGUCUCAUCCAUCAUUAAAAUAAGGCUGGAGAAGAACUACAGAACAUUUGCCGUAUGUUGAAUUUUUCCCACGAUGGAACCCUAACAUUCCCCCACUUUGUUGUGAAAACCUAUCCCUGGAAAAAGUUUCCUAGGAAGUUGACAGCCCAGAAAGUUUUAGUAAAAGCGGGUCACUGCCACCUAUAAGACCGCUAUCUGUUUAACCUGCCAGCAGGCUCUCGUGUUUGGCUUUCGUCUUACGGUAUGUUUUCCGGACACAGCCGACUAUUACACCAUGGAAAAAAAAUAUUGAAACCCCUGUUUGUUGUUAAGUCGAUCUAAUUUGUUUGCAGCCUUGUUUAGUUCACAUGCUCUUUUUUUUCUAGCGUAUUCUUUUAUCUUGGAGUUGAUUCUUUAACUAGAGUUCUACUCUACUUGGUUACCCUCAUGGAUUAAAUAUCUUUAAAAUAGAAAGGCAUUGAUGUGUAUGCAUUAUGCCCCUUUCCCUGUUGCCAUCUCUUACUAAAGCACGGUUUCUUGAUUUAAUUUUUUUUCGCGCAUUUCCAGUAGGCAUUGUGAAAGUCGAGAUGGUCGACAUUGGUAUUCAAAGUGAGACAGAAGAUUUAAGUGAUAACGAAACUGCUGCACAGCAAACAGGAAGGAGGCCAACCAUGUUGCAAGUUGUUCCAGAGGUUGAGGAGGAACACGAACAUGACAAUGAAUUGGUAUACUGUGGUUUAGAUUUUAAGAUCAUAGGUUUUUGUAAAGAAUGGUUAGUCACUCGUAAUGUACUGCACCUGUCCUUAUACUAAAUCCAACCCUUGAACCCCUGGGUGUGAUUUAAACAUGGAACCUGGUUUGAAAUUAAAAUGCAUUAUCUAAUUAAAAAGUUAGUCAUCGACUUUUUUGCCGAGAAAAUUCCAAGUCCUUUUCAUUAGUUACCUCAGGGAGGGAAGGGGAGAGUUAAAGAAUAUUAAAAAAGUGCAAUAGAAAAGGUCUUUUUCUACAUUGGGGAGAAGAAGAACUAGAAAAAUCUGCAAAAGGCUUUCUUUAUCUUGCGAGGGUUACACCGUGUCUGAAAUCUAACUUGCUUUGCCUCAGAUUCACCCUGACGUGGCGGUUUUUUUCAUUGUAGGAAUCGCAAUCUCAAGUUUAUCUCAUAAAGAAACUAGAAGAUUACAAGGCUAAGGUAUGAUAUAAAAUGAACACACAGCACUUUUUGUGGAGCUAUUUGUUAAACGCUCUUUUCAAUACUUUUAUCUAUAGGUCUGAUCAUGAUUGCUAAUUUGAUUCGCGAGAGUCUUUUGCUUUUUUUAGGCACAGGAAAGGCAGAAAAAGUUGGAACUAGAGCUUGCUGAAUUGAAGAACAAGGUAGCACACGUGACCCUUUACCCCUUAAGUUCAGCAUGCAUAUUCUCCUAACUUUUUCCCGUAUAUUUCCUUCGGUGAUGACGAGGAGAAUUUGUUUAAAAACUAAGAGCUUCUUUAGGUGGUGAUCAUUUCUUUUCCUUUGACACUGUAAGGAGAAAUUACAUUGUAGCUGCUGGUCAUUCUCAGGGUUAACGUCACGGAUUACCAGUGUAGGCCAUGUAACAAUUGACGGUUGAUAAUUAAAUUGUUCUUGUUUUUUGUAGUAUAUGAUGAAAACCAAUUCUUUGAAAAAGCAAAAUGAGGAAGUUCAGAACAAUUUUAUGAAGGUGAGCAAUGAUUUAAAUGAGCUUGAAAGUGGUACUUCUCUAUCUGUCUCACCCCUUAAUCCUUUUCAUUUUUGAAUAUAUAUCCGACCUGACAUAAGAAAUUUCAAAGGUUUGUAUUUGGAAAGUAUUUCCUUUAUUAUUGGAUAAUAUUAGUGUUCUCAAAGAUACAUUUGAUUAGCUUGUGAUGUGAUCAGCUCAUCAAGAACUGAAGAGUAACUUAUGAUUUGUGGAGUAAGCCAGUCCUUUAAAAUGUUUGUUGAAUCCAACCCAUCAGGAAAAAGAAGUGUUGCUCAGUAGGAUUAAAGAUGCUGAGUUACUGAAGGUAAGGUCACUCCUCUUAUCUUUUAAAAAAUGCCCGAAUGAAAGGUCGAGGCUCGACCAUUUUUUUGAGGCGAUUUGAGUUGGAAAACGCAAAAUUUACGUUGCUUCUCUUUGUUCUCCUUUUUCAUUACAGGAACAAGCAGAAAAAGAGGUAACUAACAGCAUACAGUCAGUUAAAUGCUUUGUCAUUAGUUAUGACAUCGCGCUGACAACGGUGCUUAUGAUAAUAUUUUGUAAAAAAAAAGGGUGUGUCUCAGUAUUUCAGAAUGUUGAACUUUUUUUACUUUAACCUCUAAUUGCCAAACUGACAGGGCACAAUUCUUGUCUAGAGGCGAAACUCCAGCAUACGAGAAUGAUUUGCAAUUUUUAAGAGUGUAAUUUACAUUACGCAAAUCAAGGUAAACUUGAAAAAAUAAAAAGUCGGCGCUAUUUCUUGUUUUAUCUGAAGGCAGGCUAUUUCAGGCUUCCCAUUUUUACCCAUUCAUGCCGAGUCCCUUUGUGGCUUUUCUGUAUUUUUUAAGUUGUUCUCCUCCUACCAGGUAGUAUUCUUUAAUUUUAACAUAUCAUCUUUUUUACUUUUUUAGGCUGAACUGGCAGUUCUGCAACUGGUUAGUUUUUUUGUAUUUUUUUAUGGUUAACGAGUUUUAUUACAACGCUGGCAGCGCCUGUGGGUAAUAUGAACCGAAUCCUAUGUUUUGAUUGGCUACCUGAGUGGGCAAGAUGGGCCCAUCUUGCCCGCUCGGGAUUGCCCGCUUUGAUACGAAAAAAAAAUUGAAGUAGGACCAACUUCGUAAUUCUUGCGAUUGAGACACAAAAAGCGGUAGAAACAAAGAAAACAUAAACGACUCUCUUUGUAUUAUGGUGCUACAAACGCAGUUGUCUCUCUUUCCCGGCUCUCGAAGUAAUCAAGCCAUUCUCGAUUCUUAAUAAGGCGAAAUAUUUUUGCACCGUAAUAAAUCCUUUAUUGACCAAUCUCGUUUGCUCAAGAUGGGUGGACAUUAGCCACGUUCCUUUUUUUGCAUUUUUAUAUGUCUCGACUUCGUCUCGGUCCGCAAAAAAAUGCGAAAAAAGAACUCGAACAUUAUUUGGCCAUCUUGACCUCACGCCUGGUCAAUAACUAAAAUUUAUAAAUUGGGUUUUACGACAAAAACGUAUGAACAAAGAAUAAAGUAAACGUCCAAUUUAACGGAUGACAAGACACACUUUUGAAAUCAAUAAGUUGUUUGCAAGGUAUUUUGAAUGCUAACACUUGUAAUCUUUUGUUUUUUAGGAAGAGUUCCUCUCCGAACAGGAGGAAAUGGUAAGGCAACGCACUUAAUUUGGUGACUGCUUGAUAGGGUUGUUAACCACAACCCCUGAGAGUGGCUAGCAUUUAUUUUCACUCUCCAAAAUCACCACUAAAUGAAACAUUCCAGUCAUGAAAAUGAUGGAAAUGAUCAUCAACUACAAAGGCUCUUGAUUGUGAAACAAAUUCUCCAUUUUGGUACCAGAAGAAAUGGAAAGAACACAGUAUGGAGAAUAUACACACUGAAGUUAGGUUAUAAAGGUUGAGUCGUGGUGGAGAACCUGUUAAGAAAUUUUUUGUUUCGCUAAGUACAGAGUACAAGGUGGGUUGUGUUGUGUUGCACCGUGAAGAUGAUGCUGGCCAUGUGUUUGAACUUUGUAUCUCACACAGACCUGGCUUUACCAAAAUAUAACUAAAUUACCAUUGGUAAGUUCUCAACAGCGGUAAAAAUCUGCCGUAAAAUUUUCACCGGGACCGCUUAGAGGUGGAUAUGACCUUUGAAAGGCAGUUGCCGCUUCAUAACCGGGUUUAUAUUUGAGAUUUGUGUUCAAAGUUAACAUGGAACUUUGGUACAAUAUUCCUUGGGCAUGGCUCGAUUUGGUUUCUUGUUAGUGGCAUCUUGGGCGCUCUGGAGGAAGGGAAGGGGAAGAACAAGAAUUUAUUUAAUAGUAGUAUUUCUUUCACCGGAUUUCCAACUUUCUUGUACCGUGGCCUUCCCAACAUAGAAUUUUGUCUUCACAGAGGCAACUAAAGGAGAAAGGUUUACACGAUAAACAUGAAGAACAGACAAUGACGGGCUUGUCACUUUACGACAGACGUGAAGAGGAAACCAUGACAAGCAACUCGAUAUUUGACAAACAAGAGCAAGAAACCAUGACUAGUAAAUCCCUGGCAAACAUGCGUGAGGAACAGACUAUGACCUCCAUGUCCCUGGGGACAGACCAAGAACAGGUACUUUUGAAUACAACUAGUCUCCUUUCUAUGCUGAUGUCUAUUAGCGGGUGUGCAUGGUUUUUAUGGCUUGUUUCUCUAGGACUUUGUUGACUCAGAAAUUUCCAACUCCAGGUUACUUAAUUGUGUCUUAAUUGAGGUUGAAUCCUGAUAUAAUUUUGAGUCUAUGUUACAAGACACCAUCGAGACUGAUGAGUGUUUGGAAAUUUUCAGGCUAGCAUGCUUGUCAGUGUUACAGAGUUGUCUGCCCUUCCCUUCUUCCCGCUGGAUUCUUCUCCUACUGACCCGAGUUCUACUCUGAUUUGUUUCCAUCGCAGAUCAGCGAUUCAAAGAGGCAUCAAUCCGUUGGGAGUCAGUCGUCGCGUCAGUCCUCUGCUCAUUUGAUGGACAGUGUAACACAGGAUCAAAGUGCUGAAAGAGGUCUGAGUCCACGUGACAGUGGGUUUGAUGGAGCGGCCUCAAGCCUCAAGUAUGACUCCAGACCGAGUUCACCUACCGUGAAGUUUUCCGUAGAUGAGGUUAGUUGCUAGUGGUAGUUGUAUUUCGUGUUGUCUCGUGUGCUUUUAGAAACCGUUUACCAAAGAGUGAAACAAAUAAACUUCCAUCUCGUGUACACUUUCGAAGCUGAGCUACGAAGCCACACGUUGGGAGCGAGACAAGAUUUGGAGGGUUUGUCUUUCUCGCAGAGGAGUCUGUCACAAUCUCAAUGAAAUAAAUUUCAUUUGACCUGGGAAUGCAAUUGAAGGAAAUGGUGAAGCUUUGUAGCUCAGUUGGUAGAAGCGCCAAACUAGUACCUGGACAAGCUUUUAAAGAAUGGGCCAAAUGGCUUGACUUCAAAGCCUUUACCUAUCUAGUUCUUUCUUCUGCAGCAACAUCCUCGAGAAUCGAAACCAACAAUGCUGUCUCCCCCUCAGCAGACAAGACCUGCUAUGAGUGCUAGGGCUCGUAGGCGACUCAUAAACUCUGCUCUCGGCGAUCACCCAGUGGCUCAAGAGACAUUGCGGACAUACGAGGCAGUCCUGCUGUUUAGUCGUAACAUAACGCAGUGGUUGGACCGCGAAGGGCUUAGUGAAGAAUCUGAUCUGUUGAAACGUGUACAGCCUGUGGUUCUCAACCAGGUGAACUGGAAAGCUAUUGAGAAAUAAUAUCUGAAACAAUUACUUGCUGUAACGACUUUCUGGUCUCUUGGUUGUGAAGUUUUCCCUUGAUAGAUUAUUAUUUUUGUUUUAUCAGUUGCUGUGAGCAUGCUUUUGCAUAUUUUUUUUUGUUUUCUUUUGUUUUUUUUGGCUCUUGUCUAGCAUUUCAGUAAAAAUUAUUUGAACCUUUAAUGUAUCAAUGAAGUGUUUGACACAAGCCUUAUCUUGUCUACAUUUGUACACAGGAAGACACCUUGGAGAUAAUAGAGAGUCUGCCGGAGAUACGUAGCAGUAUUGACCAGGUCAGUGCACAGUUCAUAAGCAUUAUAUCUUCCAUGUGCUGUUAACCACGACUGCCGUCCACCAAUACAUUCAAAAUUUCCCAUGAGAACAUCUAUACAUAUUGGUUUAUUUUGUAGAUACAGUUAGCUUUUAGUUGUCUAUUAUGAGAAACACUCAUAAGCUAGUUUUAAGGUAUUACACAGUUGGGUUGGUUGAGAAAUAUUAUAUAUUUACGCAGCUUAAAAAAUUUGGUACAAUAAAGAAUAAGAAAAAAAAUAAUCAAACCAAAACAUUGAUGAAAUUACAAAAAAAAAAAAAAAAAUCGGGAGAAUUUUAGUCACAGUUCUCCGGGAUUUUGAUUUUAAGCAUCCCCUCAAUAUCAGACUCUGAGAAGUAACUUUGUGAAGUAGAGGCACAUCAAUAUCUAUCAUGCAAAUGUUUGAUUUGCUUUUUAUUGCAUUAUUGUUGUUUUAGAUUCUAAAUCAGGUGGGCAGUGUUUUGUCCAGUCAACAUCUCGCACGAUCCAAACCUGUGGACACGAAGAGUGUAGGACUGAAUCCCCCGGAACCGAAAACGCGGCAAGAAUGGAGACCGAAGAGUUUUAAGGUGUGCAUUUUUCUGUGGUCUAACGACUAUUCUUCGUAGGAGCAGCGAAAAGGAACCUCUCAAAAGUAUUCUUUGAAACCUCAGGGUAACAAUUGUAUCAGUAUAGUGGUCACUAUCACAACGAAUGGAUUAUUAUUCGUUUUAUUUCAAAUUUUCCUCCAAAAAUACACCAAAAAUUUGCGCGGCGGCCAUUCUUAAAAUUACGGCCUCUGCGAUGCAAUCGCCUCAUGCGUGAUGAGAGUGGAAAGAUAUAACUGAGUUGGCAAGAUGGGUCCACAUUGCCCGCUCGAAGAGCCAAUCAGAACACAGAAUUAGCUUAAUCUCGUGUCGCUUCCUACGUAGCACUGUUUAAGAUAUAUUUUUGUGGCUAUUAUUCCACCUAACCACUUGAUAACAACUAAAAUAUCGCUUAAAAAUUUGAAAGCUAAACUGUUUUUAGGGAUCCUCUGUUACUCCAAACGUUCCACCGUACACUCCGUGUAUAGAGUGAGUUGCUCGGGUUUGUUGUUGAAACGACAGGUUGUGUUUUGCUAAGGAUCUUACUUGUAAUAGAACAGAAAUAAGCUGGAACUUUGAAUUGAGGUCAUCGACGUAGUCAACUCAAACAUUACUUCCUCCUUUCUCUUCUCGCCUCAUCUUAAGCAGAAGGAAGAUUUAGGAGAUACAUCAAGCAUGGAAUCCAACUACGUCAAGCUGCUGAAGGAGUACAACGAUUUGGCCGAAGGUUACGAGCGUCUUCAACGACAUCUGGAUGAAGAAACCAAGUUUCACCAGGAACAAACCAGUCAGAAUGUAGCAGUCAUGACAGACAUGCAGGACACGAUCACGCAGCUGAGGAAUCAGCUGGCAGAACUGAGGAGCAUACGGUCCGCUUCAUCGGGGGUGCGUCACGUCCUAGUAAUUUAACAUCAUCUUGGAAAGUUAGCUAGAAAGUAAAGAAGUUAAGAAAGUGGGAGCCUCUCAAGAAAAGAAAAAGUCUGAGUCUCCUUUGAAGUGACACGUUUAUCGCCUUUAUGAUUAAAAGGGUUAACAUUGUUUUGAUAAAUGUUGCUUAAAUCUUUCUCGCUUUAUGUUUUGACCGAUCACACAUUUACUAUCACUAGGGAAUGUUGUAGUCAUGGCUAUUACCUGUAUAUGCCAUGCCUCUAGCCGACAAGAGCUACUCUUGAUUGUGUACUCAAACUCCAAAGUAACCAGGGAUAGGUCGUUAUAUCAAUUAAUCUUUCGAUUGUCUUUGUUGUUGCAGCGCGCAAGUUCUUCCAUUAUGUUCACACGACUCGAUGCAGAAAGAAACGGGAAGAUCCUCAAGCGUGCUGUCAACGAAAGGCGACUGUCCGACAGCAGUUUCUCUGUGAUCAUGGAACACAUGGAUAAUUAUGUUAGUUUACCGGCCAAGAGAUUAGCGCAUAUUGUCAGGCGAUAUAGUCACCACCGAGCUAUGAAAAACAUUGGUAGGUUUGCAGUAUUUUCCCUAGGUUAAUAGACUCUUUUUCAAAACAGACGACAUGGCGGACAGAACCUCUCUAUAUCUGUGGCACCGGAAGAAUGGUGUCGAGAAAGGUCAGGACAGCGCGACCGGAUUUCAAUCCAGAUGACGCACUAGACGAUUCAGGGUAUCGCAGCACAUUAAGUAGAACCCCAGAAAGGGAAAGUGAAUCUCGAUUAGUUUUGAAUCGCCAAGAGCAGUGUUAACUGGACGCCUUGUUACUUCUGAACUUUAUAUUUCUAUACUUCACCUGUGCGCUGGGAUAAUUCUGGCUUUACUUCCCGUUUUAACUCUCUACUUCCUACAUCGGCAUUCGUUUGGUGAACCCCUUCUCAACAACAAAAUUCGAAAAGUCGGUUCUGCUGAUAACAAAGGUUUUCAAUAAUUGCAGAAUGUGGUAAGCCUAUAAUUUUGGCCCAUGUUUUUCGUCUAGACAUUUAAGUGAGUAGCUGUGGUAAACCGAUACCUUAACUGACCUCGAAUGUCGUUUUUUUAGAGCAAAGUUUACAACGAAGUGGUAGUCUUGACGAAAGCGUGUUUUCAACCCUGGAUAAAAUGGAAGCUUUACAAAACACACGCGCUCAGCGAUGGGGCAACCAAAUGGACAAGUAUGCGUUCGAGCGUGAGCAACUUGCACAGCAGUUAACGUCCUGUUUUGAAAACCUGGAGCAAGAGACAGGGAUCUUUCUCAUAAAACCUGUUUAUUCUCUAAAAGGAAGGUGAGAGAAUAAAUAUAGACAACUAAAUUACAGAAAAAAAUUGCAAUAAAUCGUUUAAUAAGUGGAUGAUUAGCGACGUAUUGAUUUUAUAAGGUAAAAUUCAGUUGCAGAGAAAGUGCCUUAAAAAAGAAAUCAGGCCUCAAGAGGGAUUGAACUGGUGCUUUCCAGACAUCAUUUGGACUCCACUGCCAACACGCCUUUACCAGAAGUUUAAACACUUUCACUUUCUAAGCGAGUCCAAAACACAAGCUUUUGUUAUUAUGGAAAUGGCCGUGAAGCCACCUACUGGAAGACAGGCAAAUUGUUCCGUUUUCGACCGUAUAUUAAAGUCAAAUACUUUUUCUCAACAGAUCUGAAGUGAAUGGUGGGCAUGUUAUUGCCCAGAGAAACAAACCCUCCCCGGUACCACCUAAGCCUAGUGGUCCAGCAACCCCUGCACCAACUCCAUGGCAAAAUUAUGGGUCCAAGGCACCAAUAUCGGCGGGGCUCUACCGUGACCUGACACAAAGCUCCCUCGCCAGAGCUGCUUCCUCAAUUCCUGCCGUGGCUCAGUUAGAAGAUGGGACAAUUAGGAUGAGAGUCACACAGCCCAUGGACAAAGAGGGCCUGUUAAGCUCUUCCGCUGGUGUAACGUGGCAGGCGUCCAAGUCCCAAGUGUUGGGUUCUCCUUCAGCUGCUGUGCAAAUUAACACGCCUAGAAUUCUAGAGCUUGAUGUUAAUCGAAUGAUGAUAGGACAGACAGAUGUGAGGUAUGUUAUAAACGAUCUCUGGAACUACUCUAGGACAAGCGUCUUAUUGAACUCAUUAUUUGACACAUCUUUAUCCCCAGUGGUCAACUGUCCAACAGCUUGAUUCUUGACAGGUUUCACCUUAUGGGAAUUAUGAGAAUAACCUCUUCCCUUUGUAGAAGAAUUAGAUAACUUUCACUGACUUGAAGAGAUCAUAUCAAUAGAAGCAAGAACAUUCCAUUUACUUUGUCAGUUCCAGACCCUAACCUGAUUUGCUCUAAAUAUUUGCAGUUCAUAUGGUGUUGGUUUACUCGCGUUUAUAGAAUUUUAGUGCCUUUAAAAGAGCGGUAUACGUUUGGAACGAUUUUAGAAUACAUUGUUCUCUUAAUAUGACGUAUUGAGUAUCGUUAUUUUUUAAUUUUUCACCACAGUAAGCACAUUUACCCUCCCGAUGACUCUGGUGAAAUGACAGGCUCCGCUGUUAGAAGUUAUGUUACAGUGGAGCGACCAUCAGGCGGUAAACAAAUCCGAAAAGCCAAGCAAGCUAACCUAGGUGAGCCAAUUAGUUAAUAGACGGAAGUCAGUCAGUAACUGACCGUGUUCUAUUAAUGGGAUAUGUAGUGUUUCCGUUGACUGAAAGAAUAAAAGGGAUAUGAACUCUUGUGGUAUAUCCUGUCUUCUCUCUGAAGUGUCCUUCCCAGAUAUAUAAAUUUACGUACACAGGGUUCGCAAAGAGUCAUGAAUUCGUGGAAAAGUAUGGAAAUUUGCAAUUUGAGGACGUGAGAAAAGAAUAAUUGGGAAAACUUAUUGAGUCUCUCCAAACUUCAUAAAGUGCUUAAUUACUGGGUGAAAUAUUUGUAUGGUGUCAAAAGUUAAGCUCGUGUAGAUUACUCAGGCCAAAGUGCACAGAGGGGGAAUUUUCAUUUUGGGAAAAAGCUCACAACCAGCUAUUUGCCUUACCAGUGUGAUUUGACCGAUAACCUUGAGUGCGGCUCUUGGAGUAAUGACAAGGAAAUACUUUGAAUAGGAGCAACUGACGAAAUUAGAAUUUCAUUUCUGGAGAACUGUUGAAGUCCUAUUGGUUAACCUAUCAACUGUAAUGACACACUUUCUGUUUAUUCUUUCAGCAUCACAGAGUUAUUCUCCACCCAAUAGUGCUCCAGACAGCAAGCCUCAGGGCCGUCCUCAGAGUGGUCCUCAGUUGACACAUUACUCUCCUCUCCCUCCCAUACACAUGCCCAAGUUACGCCAGGAGUCACGGUCAGGCAAGUCACUUGAGAGUGAGGCUGUAACCCAUUCAGAUGCUGGGACUCCUGUGGCAGGGAUCAAGUUUGAAGGCACCAGACCCAGUACAGGUGGAGCCCAUAAUGGACAAGACAAUCAUAUAGGACUUAUCUCCCCUGAGAUUUUACCUGUUAGAUAGCGACGUUUGAACCUCGAUUGUUUCUGAAUAUUUAAAUAGUAAGAAAGAGAUGUAGCAUGACUUUCAGAAGAAAUUUACUUUAUCGUCAGAGUUUAGUUAUCUAAAUAUUAUAAGAUUUCGUGCGAUUUUAUUUUUUUUCGCCUUGGAAAGCGGAAAGGAAUAAGAAUUGGGCCAUAUUUGCCCACCGUUAAAUAAGAGUGGUAUGUGAGACACCAUUUUACGGAAUAUUAAUCUCUACCAUUUUGAAGUAUGUGUAAAAAUCUACUUCUCACCGUGGUUUAAGAUUUCAAAGAGUUACAUGUCCUCUUGGAAGUCGUCCUAAAAACUGACAAGAAUUGCUAUUGCGGACAAACAGAACUCAUUAACCUGGCAGCACACUUACAAAGUCGCAGACUUCAACUCAGGUUGAGGGUACUACAACGCACGGUUCACAAACAGCCGUUGCCUUGGUAGUCGCAAAAACUCCUUAUUUGAGCCAACAAUGCCUUUUUUUUGUAACUAUUAAUAGUUCAAAAAGAUGGCGAGGAAGAAAAGACUUUAGAGAAAAGCGGCAGGUUGCUGAGAAAGAUUUCUAAUAAGGGCGUCUGAAGCGAAUUUUCGACUCUUUCGAAGGCAAAUAUCAUAGUGUUAGGAGGGUCUUAAAGAGGUGAAAACGCGCUCAGUGUCGAAAUUGUAUAUACAAAGGUUUCAAGGGAGUGAGUGUGUAAAAUUAUUAAGUUUAAAGAGAUCUUUGCUAUGGAAUACUUUUUGACACUUGUGUGUAGAAAGAGGAACGAAACUGUUCAGGCAGUAGAUUAUAUCACUCUACUGGAUCAAAUCUUCUGGAGACUGUAAAUAUAACAGUAAAAGAUAACUUAGAAGACUAUUAAAUAGGAAAAAUAUCAUUGUAAUUGAUGCUGAUGUUAUUGUGAUAAGCCUUCUAAUCCAAUGUACUGAAGAUAUAUAUGGCUACCACUUACACCAAUUUAGGCAAAAUAACUUUAACGGUCACAGUGCAAGAAUUGCACCCGCCAUCAAAUCUGAGGAGUAAUAAGUGAUAAGUAUAACCAUUACUGUGCAGGUCUGAGUGUGCUUCGAAGAAUCACGAUUGAAGCCCUUUUUUGAACUCACUUAGUGUUACCUUGGUUGUAAAUCGAACCACUACACAGAAAAACUGAAAGGUGUUAUUUAAAAGUGUACUUACAAACAGCAACUUGAUAAAUGAUAAGAAUUAAAUGAUACAUAGGUUUAAAAUCAAGCAGCAAUGUAAACAAGCAAAUUUGGCCUGGGACGGAAGAAUGUUAAGAGACGAUUAAAGGAUGAGAUACCAAAACAAGAUCGCUAACACUGAGGCAAUGACAUUAAUUAAACGAG
Pocillopora meandrina is the source of this 21444-nucleotide messenger RNA. NCBI's taxonomy places the organism in Eukaryota, Metazoa, Cnidaria, Anthozoa, Scleractinia, Pocilloporidae. The record is from the annotation of a GenBank genome assembly.